AUGGAGCUGACAGGUUUACCCUUUCUUUUAGCGGUAAAGCCACCAAGAGGAUCAUCAACGGUCCAAGAAGGUUUACCAGAAGGGUUCGAGGAGCGGGUUAAGGGGCGUGGUGUGGUUUGGGGAGGAUGGGUGCAGCAACCUUUGAUAUUGUCUCAUCCAUCGGUAGGCUGCUUUGUGAACCAUUGUGGUCCUGGAACAAUAUGGGAGUGUCUCCUGAGUGAUUGCCAAAUGGUUUUAAUUCCAUUUUUCGGUGAUCAAGUUCUCUUCACAAGAUUGUUGACCGAGGAAUUCGAGGUUUCUGUAGAAGUUUCGAGGGAAAAAACCGGAUGGUUUUCAAAGGAGAGCUUAAGAGAUGCGGUCAAGUCUGUGAUGGAUAAAGACAGUGACCUCGGGGAGCUAGUGAGGAGUAACCACGCCAAAUUGAAGGAGAUUCUUAUUAGUCCUGGACUAUUUGCUGGUUACGUGGAUAACUUUGUUGAGGCAUUGACUGAUUUGAUCAAUGUGAAAAAACAUGAUUAG
Camelina sativa (false flax) is the source of this 519-nucleotide messenger RNA. Its product is annotated as UDP-glycosyltransferase 79B8. Gene Ontology annotation, molecular function: UDP-glucosyltransferase activity. NCBI's taxonomy places the organism in Eukaryota, Viridiplantae, Streptophyta, Magnoliopsida, Brassicales, Brassicaceae. The record is from RefSeq and is a predicted model, not a curated record.